Messenger RNA from Miscanthus lutarioriparius, 252 nucleotides. The record is from the annotation of a GenBank genome assembly. Lineage: Eukaryota; Viridiplantae; Streptophyta; Magnoliopsida; Poales; Poaceae.
AUGCAAUUGGACAAUGAAAUUGUUUUCAAUGAAGCUAUAAUUGAGGAAAGGGAGCAAGCCAUUCAAGAGAUCCAACAACAGAUUGAGGAGAUCGAUAUGAACAUUGACAAUUCUGAAGUGGUGACCAAAGAGGCAAAGAAAGAGGUAACCAAAGCAGUGAAGACUCAGAAAUCGAACUCGUCCCUGAUUUGCUUGCUUAUGGUCAUAUUUGGGGUCGUGCUGCUUGUUGUGAUUAUAGUUUUGGCAGCUUGA